CCGAUAAUGGAGAACCAAAAACCGGUAUUGCAUAUUCUCGUAGUAGGAUUUCAUCACAAAAAAGGCUGUCAGGUGGAAUUUUCAUACCCACCGCUGGUCGGUGGAACCGAAGGCAAGAGUGAGUGCCCAUCCGGUUGGAAGUAUUUGCCCACACUCGCUCUACCCGAUGGGUCACACAAUUUUAACAGCGAUUUCGUGUGCUUUAACCUACCGAGCCUAACCGAUCCACAACAGUCCAUAUAUGGCAUAUCGUGCUACAGGCAGAUAGCACUGGAGGAGGUCAAAAUUCGCACCGCAGAUCUGACCCGCAGCACCGUGCAAAAAUCGGUUUGCACGCUUCUCUCGCUCCCAAUCUAUGGUUACGUCGAGGUAAAGCUGUCGCUAAUAGCGCAAGCAUUUUUCGAACAGGGUGACUUUUCCUCCACCGAGAUUUUGGUGAAGGCGUACGAACAGCUGAAUGCCUGCCUAACGUCUUUAGAGCCACAGGAAAUAGCUCCAACGCGAUUACAUUUUGUCGGAGUGCCGCUGCGCGAUUUGCUUCUCAAAUGGCGCCACAAAAUUUUAAUAUUAUUUAAGUUAUUACUGCUUCAAAAACGCGUCGUAUGCUUUGGAUCACCAGUUCACCCAACGUGUGCCUUGAUCCUUGGCAUAACUUCACUUCAUCCGGAGCUGAUCAGCAAAGGUUUCCAACAGGUGGCAUGCGUAAAGACAUCUCGACCGAUGUCUCCGAUGCCUACUUUCGGUACACCGGUCGAAGAGCAAGGACACCGUAUUGAUGCGUCGUCUAUAAAUGCAAUUACAUCUAUUGCGGAACCUCACUUUGCUCCCAGCGCCUUACCCACGGUUGUAUUAGAAUUAAACAGAGGCCAUGAUCAUCAAGAAAUGGUGUACGGGCGAGAAGCAGACGAGCUGAAUGAUAUCGAUGCGCGUAGUAUUGCUAGCGCAAAGGAAGCGCAUGUGGAUGAAACAUCUUCCAGUCCCUCAUCGGCUUCCUCAAUGGAAACGGCUGCAGCCGGCACCACUGCACAAACGCAUGCCAUCGAUCCAGCUCCCGCAUUACUGCGAGAAACGAGCGUCGACACGAUAGCAUCGAAUUUUUCUAGUCUAUACGCAAUCGAGCCCUCCGAAUGGGGUGCUCCAUUGCGCAUUUUUCACGAGGGCCAGCUAUGUCUGCCGUACAUAUCGCUGCCAUACAUGGAUUUACUGACUGAUCCUUCCGUUAAAGGAUACAUCAUAGGGGCCUCUAAUGUGCUGUUCCAACACAAGCGCCAGCUUGCAGACGUUAUGAUCGAUGUUGAGGCACUCGCGAUUGACGUACUCGAUCCCGACACGAAACGCGAAAUUCAGCUGAGUACCGAAGAUUUACGUUUCGUUGAUUUUGUUGUAAGGCACGUUCAGAACCCAAAGGAGGAUGCCGAGGGCAGUGAGGCUUGGAUACGGGACCAAAUGUAUGGAUACAUGGUAGCGUUACUAAAAACAUCGUUCAAUUCGGAUGGUAGUAAAGAGAUUGAACAUUUUAACGCACAUUUUAUGGGCGCAUUUAAAGCGACUCGUUGCUACAGCGACUGGCGGGAACGAACCGGCGGUGGGGCUGUAACCGCUUUCGAUGGUUUGGUCGGUGGCCAUCCCUUUGCCGGCACACUCUCUGUUGCGGAUAUGAAGCUGCGUCUUGCACAGACGAUGCAAAACAGCGAAAGCGGACGCAAACUUAACCAGGCCGUCUCGAGUACGAGUCGAGCGGUUGGAGGUGCCCUGACAACGGCCAAGGGUGCCUUCUCCAGCUGGUGGACAUCGUUUACGGCUGCACCGCAGGGUGGACAGGUGGCACACGCGGAACAACACGGGCCAUUAAGCGAGACGGAGAUCCAGGAUGCAGGCGAGGAAGAUUCAAACAAUAAAGCAGCGGACGACGAGGCGGAUUACGAGACCCAGGACGAGGCAGUAGUGGCAUCGGAAGUAUCACCUCCAGCGAAGCAUGUCAUAGUGACCGCGGAAGUUUCUUCGCUUCCGGUCAAUAAUAGUGUGAUCGAAAUAGGAAGAGAAGCAGAGCUACUGGACCGGGGUGCCGCGAACGCACGACCAAUCGCUCAGACAUUCCUUGGCGUUCUUUCUGAAUGUAACGUCGACCGUGAUGAUCCAUCUAUUAACUAG
This is a messenger RNA of Anopheles nili, 2151 nucleotides long. RefSeq names its product late secretory pathway protein AVL9 homolog. The record is from RefSeq and is a predicted model, not a curated record. The transcript has 7 exons. Gene Ontology annotation, cellular component: cytoplasm. NCBI's taxonomy places the organism in Eukaryota, Metazoa, Arthropoda, Insecta, Diptera, Culicidae. Bases 7 to 2151 code for a protein of 714 amino acids.